CGGGCUUCUAUGUAACCACAUUGUAGUUGUGAGAGAUUUUAGUGUUUGUGAAAGCUGGUCUUAGCCCCGGGGUUUUUAAUUGUAUUAUGUAUUUUAAUUAAAUUUUACACUUAGGGUUGCGGUUAAAAUGGUCGAAAUGGAAGAGUCGUAUGAGGGUUGUCUAGAUUUUGUUUUAAGUCCGCAGAUUGAACCGUCUGACAAAAUGUACCCAGGUACUCCAGUAGAAAAUUUUAAUAAAUCCGAAAGUCGUCGGGGCCGGCCGAAAGCAGCUAUGAUAUCGAAUCUUAUCUUGGAAGGAAGUAUUUCAAAAAAUGGUAUAAGAUGUGACAUUUGUUCCAGAGUUUUCCCCAGGGACAAAUCUCUUCAAGCUCACAGAAGAGUUCACACAGGUGAAAGGCCCUAUUCAUGUGAUUAUCCUGGUUGUACGAGGAAAUUUAAACAAAGUGGUCAAUUAAAGACUCAUCAAAGGCUACACACUGGGGAAAGACCAUUCCUUUGUUCUGCUGAAGGGUGCAACAGUAGGUUCACCCAUGCAAACAGGCAUUGCACAUCUCAUCCAAAUGCAACACUUAUUAGAUGUGAUGACUUUGCACUUCUUGAUUCUUCUGAAUCUAAUCAGUCUGAAGAAGUAAAACAAUGGCUAUUAAAGUAUCGUGCUGAACGACGAGAAGCAAGAUCUUCAGAUAAAAAGAGAAAUGAUUCGCCGCGUAGGGAUAUGACACCAACAUUAAGCGACAUGACAAAUGUUGAUAGAGAAAACAGGACCCCGGGACAAACAAGUCGAAAGUCUCUUUUCGGCACACCCGAUUCUCCCCGUAAACGUGAAUUACCCAAGAAAAGGUGGUUAAGGAUAGCCAGUCGAGAACAAGAAAGUCUGGCCAAUUUGAAUAGACCCACAGUUCUAAGACAUGCUGGCUGUUUAUCGCCACCGCCUUCUGGCAACAACACCUUCCAGUGGCUAAGUUCUCCUACCUGGGCAACAUCAACUCCAAUACGCAAUUGUGGGCCCCCAACACCUCCACAUUCCGCUGAGAGGCACAUAAAAAUCGAAGAAGAAGUACAAGAGAUACUUGCUGUUCCCCUCCCAAACGACAGCUUCAAUUCCAGUUUUGAAAUUCAUCAUCACAUAGAAUCAUUCAAUGAUCAAGUUUUCAAUAUUGAAUAUGCUGCUUAAAUUUUGGAGUUGUUAUGUUAUUGAUUUUGUUUUGACACAUUUAUAUUUUAUUCAUAAAACAAGUAUGCCAUCGGGUGUAUGCUAAACUAGUGAAAACACUCUGAAAUUUGACUUUUUACAACUGUAAGAGAUUAUAUUAAUCCACACAUUGUAAAUAAUUUAUUUCGAUCAUAUCUUUCUAACUUAGUUUAAUAAAUAUUUCAUGAUUUUAUAGAAUGCAGGUUCAAUACCUAAGUUAAUUAAUAAUUUUCAAUCAAAAAAACAAUACUUAAUUUUGUGAUUUUUCGUUUACAUUUGUUCCAGAGGUACCACCAAACCUAUCCUAACUAAAGUGGGGAGGUCACUAAUCAUUCUGUGAUUCAUCCCUCCCCCCCCCCCAUCCUUGUUUCACUACUUUGCCAUACACCUGUUGAUUUUUAAUCAUUCUUUUAAUAUUUGUUACAAGGUAGCUUUGUUUAUUUAUCAUUUUAUUAUCUUUGAUAAUCUGGUAUUUCAAAUUUUUUAUAUUAAUCAUCUUGGUGUUUUGAAAAAGUGGUUUCAGAUUUUUUUCCAAUUUCUACUUAAGUUAGUAUUGUUAUUACUGGGCUUCCUAAGUUACUAUGUUAUUCCUGUGUAAAAUGGUCCUACAAGGGCCAGUUUCGUUUUUACGAACGAAAAAUGCAAAUGCCUUAAAUUAUUGUAGUAUAUACUAAACUAUAAAUUUAGUUUGUUUCCCUAACAUUGUAUUCAUAGAUGUAUCUGAGUGCGUACAUGAAGAUUUAUGAUUGUUUAAUUAAAGAAAUCUUGGCGGUUUUUGACAUCACUAUUAGUUGCUUUUUUAAUGGUUGAUGUCUUCCUGGUAUAUUUAAUUUCUAUCUACUUAAGUUUUAAAAACUCUAUUAAUAAAAGUGUUUCUCUUUUCCUUUGCAUUAUUGUAAAUGAUUUAAUUUAAUUAAUAUUAUUUUUUUCAAGUUAAUUUAUUUAGAAGUUAUAAUGAUUUAAUUUAAUUUUUAAAAAUGCACUUUAAACAACUUUUACUUUUUUACUGUUUCUUUAUUUUAGGUCGUAUUCAAAUUAAACUCAUUUACAGAAUGUAAUAUAUUGAUUUGAUUUAUAAUUUUUGUCAACUAAUAUUUAGUAACUGUAAGGAAUGUUUAAUAUAUUUUUAUGAUUCUAAUUUUUUAUUUACCAGAAGAAUAAUAUGAGAAAUUCUGGAAUUAAAACAUAAGUACAAAAUACCCUUAUAUAAAAUGUAAUUUUUAGUACAAAACAUUUGUUUGUAAUAUAUUCCUAUGUUUGGUGUAUAACUAAGAUUUCAAAGUUGUCAAUUUUGUAGCAUUUGUUUGUGGUAUCAAAAUUAAGUGAUUUGUAAUUUUAUUCUAAAUUUUUGUUAUCAUUGUUGAGUGAUCAUUGUAAUGUUAAACUGUUGUUCCUUUUUUUUUUUUUAACUUUUUUAUUGUAUUUUUUGUAUCGUAAAAUUUGAUAUUGUGUAAAAUAAAAGAAUGCUUAAGCUUUGGUUGAUCCAGGCUAUAGCAACAACCAAAGAUGCCUGAUUGAAAAAAUAAAAUAAAUGAUAUUAUAGUUUUAUGGUUGUUAUUGUAUGAGUAUUUCAUUUUGUUUGUUUUUUUAACUGUGAUAGAGCAAAGAAUCUCGAGUAAUCAUCACAGUUUAUUUGAUGAGGUCAAAUAUUGUUAUCCAAAUCUUUAUGAUUUGGAAAGUCUUGAGAUGUAAACCUAUUUAGAAUAAAUAGGUAUUAAAGUAUUUUUAUGGGUUCUAGUCCCAAGUUUUGUUUUAAGUCAGAGAAUAAUGUUUUAAAAACUUAUGUACAAAUUGUAUAGGAUUUAAAAAAAAAAAGUAUAUGUGAGAUUAAAAGAUUUAUCCUUGUAUAUUAAUAAAUUAAUUAUGAUUGCGCUUUAUUUACUGUCUAACAUUGUAUAUUUUUUAUUAAUUGUAUUUGUGAAUCUAAGCACAAUAAAAAAUUAUGCACAAAGAUUUUAUUGAAUGUGUCUUAUUUAUUUUAAU
Nezara viridula (southern green stink bug) is the source of this 3175-nucleotide messenger RNA. The record is from the annotation of a GenBank genome assembly. NCBI's taxonomy places the organism in Eukaryota, Metazoa, Arthropoda, Insecta, Hemiptera, Pentatomidae.